This is a messenger RNA of Cicer arietinum (chickpea), 3676 nucleotides long. RefSeq lists its product as uncharacterized. The record is from RefSeq and is a predicted model, not a curated record. Lineage: Eukaryota; Viridiplantae; Streptophyta; Magnoliopsida; Fabales; Fabaceae.
AGCUGCCGUUUCAGUUAGAAAUCAUCAUCAUCAAACAAAGAGCGAAAUCUCAGCUUCUUCUUCUUCUCUAUGAGCAAAUCACUGUCUGAGUCAAACCACAACUCCUAAAAUCUCAAAAUGCUUCAACCACGCACACUUCGCCCUUACAUCUCUAUUUCCCCUUCAUCUUCUUCCUCAAACCCUAACCCUAACCCUAGAGACUCCAUUUCCCGUUUCCAAUCUAAUCACAAUGAAUUCCCAUCACCUUCGUCUUCAUCUUCAUCACCACCAUCAUCAUCAUCCUCCGUUUCUAGAUCCCUCAAAAACCCUACCGCAUUCACGCACAACUACCUCAUCGCAAUCUCACUCAUCCCCUCCGCUCUCUUCCUCCUCGACCUAGGCGGCUCCACCGUCUCCGCCACCUUGAUAAUCGGUCUUAUGAUUUCCUACAUUCUUGAUUCGCUCAAUUUCAAACAAUCCUCAUUCUUCUCUUUAUGGAUUUCACUCAUCUUUUCUCAAUUCACCUUCUUCCUCACUUCAUCGUUUUCACUCUUCGCAACUUUCAAUUCCUCCCUAACCCUAACAAUCCUCGCUUCCUUCUUAAUCGCUCACACUACUUUCCUCAUUGGCGUUUGGUCUUCUCUUCAAUUCAAAUUCCUCCUAAUGGAAAACCCCUCUGUCGUCGCAGCACUCGAACGUCUCCUCUUUGCGUCUCUCCCAAUAACUGCCUCCUCGCUUUUCACUUGGGCUUCUAUUGCAGCCGUUGGAAUUAACAACUCCGCUUACUUUUUCAUGGCUUUUAAUUGCUUCUUUUAUUGGCUUUAUUCGAUUCCGCGUUUAUCGUCUUUUAAAACGAAUCAUCAUGCUAGGUUUCAUGGUGGUGAAGCACCUAAAGAUAGUUUCAUACUUGGUCCUCUUGAGAGUUGUAUUCACACUCUUUAUUUACUUUUUGUGCCUCUUUUGUUUCAUCUUGCUUCUCAUUAUUCGGUUGUUUUGUCUUCGCCUGCUUCGUUUUGUGAUCUUGUUUUGCUUUUUUUUGUACCGUUUCUGUUUCAACUUUAUGCUUCUACUAGAGGUGCUCUUUGGUGGGUUUCUGAUAAUGCUUCUCAUUUGCAUAGUAUUCGACUUGUGAAUGGUUUUGUUGCGUUGGUUUUUGUUGUUAUUGCGUUGGAGAUUAGGGUUGUUUUUCAUUCGUUUGGGAGGUAUAUUCAGGUUCCACCGCCUCUUAAUUAUGCUCUUAUUACUAUUACUAUGCUUGGUGGGGCUGCUACUAGUGGUGCUUACGCCAUGGGGAUGGUUUCCGAUGCCCUUAGCUCGGUUGCUUUUACUACUUCUGCCAUUGUGGUUAGUGCUGCUGGAGCUGUUGUUGUGGGAUAUCCUGUGCUGCUCCUGCCUGUGCCUGCGGCUGCUGGCUUUUAUUUGGCUCGAUUUUUUGAAAAGAAGAGUCUAGCUUCAUACUUUGUUUUUGUUGUUCUUGGGAGUUCGAUGGUUACAUGGUUUGUGUGGCAGAACUUCUGGGAUUUAAAUAUUUGGUUGGCAGGCAUGUCCCUUAAAUCUUUUUGUAAGCUAAUUGUUGCAAAUGCUGUCCUGGCUAUGGCUAUUCCUGGUUUAACUCUUCUGCCUUCAAAGAUAAACUUUUUGUCUGAGAUCAGUCUGAUAAGCCACGCAUUGCUCUUAUGCUACAUUGAAAGCCGAUUUUUCGACUACUCCAGCAUUUACUAUUAUGGAUCUGAGGAUGAGGUGAUGUAUCCUAGCUAUAUGGUUGUGAUGACAACUUUAUUGGGUUUGGCUUUGGUGAGAAGGCUAUCUGCUGAUCAUCGAAUUGGAGGAAAAGCAGUAUGGAUUUUGACUUGCCUCUUUUCUUCAAAGCUCGGCAUGCUGUUUAUUGCAUCUAAGUCUGUUGUAUGGGUUUCAGCUGUUCUCUUGUUGGCCGUUUCUCCUCCAUUACUUCUUUACAGGGAUAAAUCGAAAACAGCUUCUAGGAUGAAGCCAUGGCAAGGUUAUGCACAUGCCUGUGUAGUUGCCUUAUCUGUAUGGUUUUGCCGUGAAACAAUUUUUGAAGCCCUACAGUGGUGGAACGGAAGGUCUCCUUCUGAUGGUUUAAUUUUGGGCUUCUGUAUACUGUUGAUCGGAGUGGCUUGUAUUCCAAUUGUUGCUAUUCACUUUUCUCAUGUUUUGUCUGCCAAGAGAUGUCUGGUGCUGAUAGGGGCGACUGGUCUACUUUUAAUUUUGAUGCAGCCACCUCUUCCGUUGUCGCUGUCUUACCAGUCGGACCUCAUCAAAACUGCCCGUCAUUCUGCUGAUGAUAUCUCAAUUUAUGGCUUUAUAGCUGGGAAGCCAACCUGGCCAUCUUGGCUUCUUAUUAUUGCUAUUUUACUUACACUAGCAUCCAUUACAUCUAUCAUACCCAUUAAAUACAUUGUUGAACUAAGGACAAUUUACUCCAUUGCUAUGGGCGUUGCCCUUGGUAUCUACAUUUCCGCCGAAUACUUUGUCUGGGCAGUAGUUUUGGAUGUUCUUAUUGUUGUCACUAUGGUUUGUGCCUCUGUUUUUGUUGUCUUCACUCAUAUGCCCUCUGCUUCAAGCCCAAAGCUUUUACCCUGGAUAUUUGCUUUACUUGUAGCUCUCUUUCCAGUCACUUAUCUUUUGGAGGGCCAAUUGAGAAUUAAAAAUAUUUUGGAGGACAGUGAGAUAGGAAAUUUGGGUGAGGAGGAGAAGAAGCUUACAACAUUGCUAGCUAUUGAGGGUGCCAGGACAUCUCUUCUUGGUUUGUAUGCAGCAAUCUUCAUGCUUAUAGCUUUGGAAAUAAAAUAUAAACUUGCUUCUAUUAUGCGGGAAAAAGUCAUUGAUUCAAGUGGAAUUAGACAUAGUCAUUCUGGUCAAAGUGCAUCUUCUAGUUUCCUGCCGAGAGCGAGAUUCAUGCAGCAUCGCCGGGCUUCUACUGUUCCCUCUUUUACAAUUAAGAGGAUGUCUGCUGAUGGAGCCUGGAUGCCUUCUGUCGGAAACGUCGCCACAAUACUGUGUUUUGCUAUAUGCUUGGUCCUCAAUGUUUACCUUACCGGUGGCUCUAACCGUUCUAUAUUUUUCCUUGCUCCUAUCCUUCUGCUUCUCAAUCAGGAUUCAGAUUUUAUUGCAGGUUUUGGCGACAAACAUAGAUAUUUUCCUGUGACUGCUGUCAUCUCAGUCUACUUUGUUGUAACUGCUUUUUAUAGCAUAUGGGAAGAUGUUUGGCAAGGUAAUGCUGGAUGGGGUCUUCAAAUCGGUGGGCCGGACUGGAUUUUUAUGGUGAAGAAUUUGGCCCUCCUCGUUUUAACGUUUCCGAGUCAUAUAAUUUUCAACAGGUAUGUGUGGAGCCAUACAAAACAGAGUGAUUCACCCCCAUGGAUAACUUUGCCCCUUAAUCUGCUUCCUAUUGCAUGUACAGAUGUUCUCAAGAUUAAGAUCUUGGGUAUCUUAGGAGUUAUAUAUUCCCUGGCCCAGUAUCUAAUUACUAGGCAACAAUAUAUCUCUGGUUUGAAGUACAUCUGAACCUCACUGUACUCUGUACUAUAAUAUGUUGUCAAAUUUUAGGUAUAUUGAUGCUUGUGCUGAUAUUCUUGUUGAAAUAUGUAUGAGGAAUAUGGCGAAAUGCAUUUUUGCUAUUGCUAAUAGUCAUUUAAGCCAUCUUUUAAAAUAUGAAUAAGUCUUUUUCGAUUAA